Messenger RNA from Acytostelium subglobosum LB1, 774 nucleotides. RefSeq lists its product as hypothetical. Lineage: Eukaryota; Evosea; Eumycetozoa; Acytosteliales; Acytosteliaceae. The record is from RefSeq and is a predicted model, not a curated record. Bases 1 to 774 code for a protein of 257 amino acids. The transcript is spliced from 2 exons.
AUGAAGGACAAGUCAAGUCCAGUAAUUUCCGACGAUGAUCCUGUUGUUGGACCAAGACAACAACAACAACAAACAUUAGAUGAUAAUACAACGAAUGGAAUAAUACAUAUUGACAAGGAGAAGAUUGUUAAUGAGGAUGCGGAGGAAGAUGAUGAUGAGGAGAAGAAUAAGGAAGGUCGUUCAUCUACAUAUUUGCCAGAGUCCUAUGCGGCAUUAGACUUUUCCUCACCAUUAGAGUUCAAUCCAGUAUUUAUUGUCAGUUCGAGAUGGACACAUAUGUUGAAUGGCGUAUCUGUUCGAGAAUACAUGCUCUACAAGUCUUCAAAAGAGUAUCAUUCACAUAAUAGUGCAGCAGUCCGUACUCCAUCACCUGAGAAGAUGGUCGUGCUCAGUGUAGACACUCAAAUACUAGACUGUCAAUCUAUAUUCAAUAGCAAUAAUAUACUCUCUGCACCUGUUGUAGAGUGUGAGGGUCCAAAAGAGAGUAGUAACAAUAGCAACAGCAACAAUAGUGGCAGUGGCAGUGGCAGUGGUAGUAGCAAUGGCGAUGAAAAGGAUCAGUCCAAACAAAUGGCAAGAGAGAGCGAGAGUAAAUAUGGUAUAAGGGGCAUGGUCGACAUGCUUGACCUCCUCGAACUAGUGAUCUCAAUCACCCAGCGACAAAGACAGAUGUCACCAUCCAACUUCCAGCAUCAUCCCAACAUGCUAAUCAAUGGUCGCAAGAGUCCUCAAUCACUAUAUCAACAAUCAAUCAAACAAGCAUUAAGUAUGUGA